Messenger RNA from Fukomys damarensis (Damara mole-rat), 5405 nucleotides. It is a transcript of the gene Tal1, whose product is annotated as TAL bHLH transcription factor 1, erythroid differentiation factor. Gene Ontology annotation, biological process: regulation of transcription by RNA polymerase II. Bases 3089 to 3928 code for a protein of 279 amino acids. The record is from RefSeq and is a predicted model, not a curated record. The transcript is spliced from 3 exons. Gene Ontology annotation, molecular function: RNA polymerase II cis-regulatory region sequence-specific DNA binding; protein dimerization activity; DNA-binding transcription factor activity, RNA polymerase II-specific. NCBI's taxonomy places the organism in Eukaryota, Metazoa, Chordata, Mammalia, Rodentia, Bathyergidae.
GUGGUAGUGAUGUAGUAGAAAGAAUGUCCAGGAAGUCCUUGGGGUUCCCGCCUGGGGUGGGGGUGGAGUUGGGGGGGACCCAAUCUCAGACUGAGGCUAGGGGAGGAGAAGACCAUCAAGGGUUGCCAGUCCAGCAUCUGACUGCCCUUAGCUGCCUAAGGCCUCCAACUGGGCCCUUUCCUUUUUCCGGCCUCCGGUGAAACCAGAUGGUUGGACUAUGGUAGGUCCUCCUGGUCCCCCAACCCCCAAUGGGAUCUGUGGACGUUUCUCAAGGCCGGUAACUUUGUUGUGACUGCAUCCGGGUACUGCAUGCUGCUUGGAGUUCAGCAGGAAGAAGGCCGAGGUCAUCCCGGCCAGCACAAAGCCUUUGGUUGGGGUGGGCCUGAGGCCUAGGGCGAGCUGCGCUGAAACACCUCUCUGUUCUCCGAGCUCGGAUAGCGCCCAGAUCAUUAGGGGUUGGUUUGGUGCAAUUUUGGGGCUCCCCCUGGGUAUCCUGUGGUAUGAGUGGCACAAGAGGGACCCAAGGCCAGGUCUAAAGCAGUGGCUCAGACACUAUUUCAUCUAAGAAAUUCUCUGUGCUUUGGGGAUUGAGAGCUGCUGCAGACCCUUGUUGCCUGGCCCCAGCAAGGCACUCCUGGUCUCCCCCUUCAGCACACACUGAAACAUUCUAGCCCACUGGCAACUGGGGGGUAUCAGGGCAGCAAGCUGGAUCUCUGCUGCAUAAAGAGAGGAAUUACAGCUCUAAAUAUUCUAGUCUAAAGUCAUUCAGUCCUAAAACCACCCCCCUUCUCCAUCCUCCUCCAAUAAAAUAAAUACAGCAGAUACAACUACUCAGGCUUUCCUUUCAGUAAACUUAACUGAGGUCAAGAAACGCAGUUUAGUCUCUGACAACCACAGGUGCUUGUGAGUCCUCUGGUGGCUUCCUCCUGGCAUAGACUACUGGCCUGGUAAAUCCUAGGCUAAGAAGAGCUGGCUGGAUUUUCCUAAGGUGGGACAAAAGAAGUCUACCAUAGACUGUCAGGAGGGCCAAGCUGUAUUCCUCACAAGAAGCCUUGGAGAUAAGGCUAUUUAUCGAUGUCCGGAGAGGGAAUUUUGGGCCAGAUCAAUUCACCUGGAAUAUGUGAUCCCUUUGCCCCUUGGGAACCUGCCUGUGCUGUUGGGGUGGAAUUAAUCAGAAGGUAUAAAUGUGCCAUAGUGGAGCUUGAGCUCAGCUGGGAUUGCAGUGCACAUUGUUUGUCACUCACAUAGAACGGUAGGCUGAGGCACCUGUGCUUGACUGGAUGGUGCUGGUGGUAAUAGAGAAGUAGAGAGCCAGAACCUCCCUUGUGUCUUUCUCCAGAACCUGAUAUAUUUUGGGUGCGUUUCAUCAGCUGAAGGGAAACUAAGAUUGCUCAUAUACUUUCUAUUCAUUUCCAGUGGCCUGGGUGUCUUGGCUGUGGUAUUCUGUGGAUAUAGAACUUUUGUCUCUGCUGUAAUUGUAAACUUGGUUUCAACCGUUUCUGCAGCUUGUGCACACCAAGUUUUAGAAAAUGUUGUCAUUUCCAGACAGUGUGGGACUGUGGGACCCAGAACAGCGUGCAGUCUGAAUCUGUAUUCUCUGUAGGCUGCAGGGGUUGGUGGCAAUUGAGCCAAGUUCUGUAGGUAGAGGACUGUAGUCUCACUUCUGGGGUGAAAGGCAGGGUUCCAAGAUGGACUCUGGUCCAGAGCAUUGCUGUGGUCGAAUAGGAGCUUGCUGGCUGUGAUGAAUUAAUUAGAUGACUUACCUUGAAGCUUUAUUGCACCUUUGGUAAUCUGUUCCACUUUAAAAAUACCCCAGUUAUAUAAUUCUGAGAAUUGAACCCUAUUUAAUAGUAAUUUAUAAAGCUUAUUGAAUUCAUUUUUUUAUUAUUAAAACAACUCACAAGCUUCCUCAAACUCUGAAUCCUAGGUCUCCUGGACCAUGCUGUAGCAGCUGGUGGAGGGUGGUUGGUUCCAUGUGGAUGAAGCCAGGUGGUGGGAGAACUCUAGCUUGCUUGUGGGAAGCAGAGUGGUCUUCGUGGAAUAUGGUUGUGGGGAAAGAGGGAGUUUCUAGCAUAUAUAUUCCAGCGUAUAUAUGAGAAUAGCGCAGUUAAAGUGGGAUCAGAGUCCCAUAAACCAAGGUGUGUGUGGGGGUGGAGGGCUGGAAGAGUUCAGGGCCUCAUUGAAACCUCCUCCUGAUUUUGGAAGAGAGGCCAGACCCCAUGUCCUCAGAAGCGCUCUGAACUGCCUUAGCCAGGCCUUCCUUGCAGUGACCACACUUCUCUGAGUCCAGCCAAGGAAAAUUCUGUGGAGUCGGGGUGGUGGUGCCAGGAUCAGCGUCUUUCCUUAGUAAUCGCUCCUCUACCUGAGAAAUAAAACAGCACCUCGCAGAAUAAAUACAAGGUGGAUGUGCUCAGCACCGUUAGACAGUCAGACAUCCUUCAGAGCUGGUGAAUUUGUGUGUAUGGGGCGGGUGGAGCUGGUUCCUCUGGAUUAUUUUCUGCCAGCUCCAGAGGAGUGGACCCAAGUCCCUGUAGCUUGCAUUCCUUACUUCCACCUCCACCAGGUUUCUGGGUGAUGUGUGUGGGGUGUACGUGCGGGGCUGUAAGGUGGGGGGUGUUGCUAAGAGGUGGAAACCACCCCACCCCUUUCUGACAGAUUCCCCGCCAAAAGCAAAAGCAGGAGGGUGGGGGCGGGAAGAGAACGGUCGGGGGUUGUUCCCUCCUCUUCCCUUGUGGCUAAGGGGGUCGGGGCAACUUUCUUUCUCCUCUUUGCAUUUCCUUCCUCCUUUUAUUCCCUUUGGUUUUUCUAUCGCGGGCAGUAUUCCUUUUCUUCCGAUGUUUCUGCUGUCUUUCUCUUUGUCUUUCCUUUUGGCGCUCAGUCUCUGUGCUCCAGAGACGGCACCCCCUUUCCCCAGUCCGCAGAGACCCCCUUUCCCUCCGGCUAGGGGGCAGCCGGUCUUCAGGCCCCGAGGGCCGAGCUUUGUGUCCACGUGGCGCUAAGUUUCUCCGCCUCAGCGCGUGAGUCCCUCCGCAGUGGCCGGGGCGGCUGUCGGAGCUGGCGUCCGCUUGUCUGUCCGUCUGCCCGCAGGAUGACCGAGAGGCCGCCCAGCGAGGCGGCACGCAGUGACCCCCAGCUAGAGGGACGGGACAUUGCAUCUUUGAACGUGAGGGAGGCGAAUGUGUGCAGUGCGUGCGCGCGCGCGCGCGCGCGUGUGUGUGUGUGUGUCUGUGUGUGUGUGAAUUUCCCUUAUAUCAGGUUUCAGUGUGAAGGGAGCAGGAUUGCCUUCCAGGGUUGGGGGACUCAAAAACACGCAAGAGGAUCCCUAAGAAGUUCCCUUCUCUCUGCCCCAUAUAUAAUCUUGGCAUCUGCCUGCUCCCUCCGCAGCGGGUUCUUUGGGGAGCCUGAUGCCUUCCCUAUGUUCACCGCAAACAACCGAGUGAAGAGGAGACCCUCUCCCUAUGAGAUGGAGAUUACAGACGGUCCCCACACCAAAGUUGUGCGGCGGAUCUUCACCAACAGCCGGGAGAGAUGGCGGCAGCAGAAUGUGAACGGGGCAUUUGCCGAGCUGCGCAAGCUGAUUCCCACACAUCCCCCAGACAAGAAGCUCAGCAAGAAUGAGAUCCUUCGCCUGGCUAUGAAGUACAUCAACUUCCUGGCCAAACUACUUAAUGACCAGGAGGAGGAGGGCACCCAACGGGCCAAGCCUGGCAAGGACCCUGUGGGGGGAGGUGGUGGGGGUGGGACAGGGGGUGGAGCACCCCCUGAUGACCUCCUGCAGGAUGUGCUUUCCCCUAACUCCAGCUGUGGCAGCUCCCUGGAUGGUGCAGCUAGCCCGGACAGCUACACAGAGGAGCCGGCACCCAAGCACACAGCCCACAGCCUCCAUCCUGCCCUGAUGCCCGCCACUGAUGGGGCUGGCCCCCGGUGAUGGGUCUGGGGCAUUGAGGACUGGCCAGCAGGGGUCCCUUAGGCCACUGGGGUAGUGGACAUCAGGGCAGGUGGGAUGGAGAAGCAGGGCAACGGAUUCUUGAUGAACUUCCCUUGAAGUCUGAUCUUUGGGAAGCCCUAACUGUCCCAGGUCCUAGCUAUCCCUGCUCAGUAGGAAAUUCUGAUUCCUGCCUCAGUAGGAGAACAGGAAAAUGGAGCAAAGUGGUAGGUACUUUUUCUGAAGAUGGCACGGUUUCCCCUCUCUCCACAAUCCCUAAGAAUUCCCAAGUAAGAGGCUUAAGUGUCACUGCUUUUGUCCUGAAGUUUGGGAACCCUGUCUUUACCGGGACCUGGGGUUAUCAGCUGUCACCUGAGGCAUCCAGGGAUCCUCUGACUUGCCUUUAGCCCCUCCUGAGUUGGCUGGGGUGGCUUUUAUGGCCACUUCUGUCAAAUAAAUAGGUACCCAAUAGCUGCCCAUUUCUUGAGCCUUGUCUCCGCCCAGACCUGUGUUGGUCCAUCCAGCUUGCCAGCUGCUGCGGGGAGUCCCAAGCCCCGAGGUGCCUUCUUCAGGGCCUGGUUAAAGAAGAUGGCCAGUGGACAGACUGCUCUCACCUGGGCCAGAGGGGCAGCAAACCCAGGAGCCCUUACUUUUUGCCCUGGGGAUCAGAGCUCUGCUUUCCGCGUACUGAGACUUGCCUUCUUGUCCUGCAGCUAUUGGAACUGAGCGUACAGCCUUGAAUAUACCCUAUUGGGGUUGUAUAAAGGCAGAGAAAGGGAAAAUGAUAUUAGAGAGAAACAGAGUAAGAAAUAUUUUGGGCAUGUGGGCUUCAACUCCUACCAGUCACUGUUCGUGCCACGGAGCAAAUGCCAGUAUGCUAUCGGGCACCGGUUGGUGCUGAGAUGUGAGGCCUGUGUGUGUUCUUCGAGAUGCUUGGAGGGAGUUAGUUCCCUGCUGCAACAUGUCUGUCUGUUUUUGGUCUGAUCUCUCUUCUGAAUUGAGCAUAGACUCUGUCCUAUGACUUUUUUUGUAUUUGGAAUAUUUGCUUGACUUCUGUUAUUGGUGGAAUCUUUAGGUCUUGAUACAGCCCCACCUGUAGAAGUGAUUAGGGAGUCCAGCCAGAGGCCAGGCCCUGCUAAGAGCCCAACAUAUGCACAUUCAUGUAGCAGAACCUUAAGUACCCUUUGAUUGUGCAGCUUUAGGUCAUCGGGUGUGUAUGGUGUGGGAGGCUGGUUUAAUUCAAUAGGAGUGCCCACUCCGAAAGUUGUACGUGAAAUUCAUGUAAAUCAAAUUUUCAUUCUUCAUCUUUUACAGAAAUAACUACUGAAAGUCCUUUUGUAAAGUGAAUCAUUUUGUAAAGUGGACCACUGUUUUCUUGCCUCCUCUGUCAAUUCAGACAGUGGGACAUGGUUGGUUCCUUUCCCCUUUCCUUUCCUUUCCUUUUUUUUUUUUUUUUCUUGUGAUGGAGUCUUGCUAUGUA